Anolis carolinensis (green anole) is the source of this 1707-nucleotide messenger RNA. RefSeq names its product pleiotrophin (gene ptn). Gene Ontology annotation, molecular function: growth factor activity. The coding region runs from base 429 to 926 and encodes 165 amino acids. NCBI's taxonomy places the organism in Eukaryota, Metazoa, Chordata, Lepidosauria, Squamata, Anolidae. The record is from RefSeq and is a predicted model, not a curated record. The transcript is spliced from 6 exons. Gene Ontology annotation, cellular component: extracellular region.
CUUCCCAGUCAGAUCACAUGAGUGAACCGUGCUCUUUCUCCCCUCCCUCCCUUUCUUUUCUCUCGCUGACUGGCUCUCUCUUUCACUCACUCUCUCGCUGCCUGCUUUCUCUAUAGUCAAAAGCAAGGAUCAGAUUCUCUGCCUCGACUAUAAACAUUCUUGGUGAGAAAAUUCAAAGAGAAGAGCAGGUGCUUUGAGAAGGAGCAGAGGAAGGUCCAAAGCCCAGUGUGGGGGGAAAAGAGUCCAUCGUUUCAAGGUGGGCAAGAAAAGAGAGUGGAAGACCACCUCUCUCACAGAGCCAAGGUGCAUCAAAGCCCAGGACUCAUCGCUGAGAGCAGAAGACAGUUGGCCAGAGACGGGAGAUUUUCUAGCCACUCAAAGCCUAUUUCCCAUUUUCCCCUUGGCUGCCCCAAUUCAGGUAUUACAUAAUGCAGAAACAGCAAGAACGGUGUCAGAUAUUUACAGCUGUCCUCUUCGCAUUUAUUUUCCUGCUUGCAGCUGUGAGCACUACUGAGGCUGGCAAAAAAGAAAAACCAGAGAAGAAGUUGAAGAAAUCUGACUGUGGGGAAUGGCAAUGGAGUGUAUGUGUCCCCACUAGUGGAGACUGUGGGCUAGGGACCCGUGAGGGCACUCGGAGUGGAGUUGAUUGUAAGCAAACAAUGAAAACACAGAGGUGUAAGAUCCCCUGCAAUUGGAAGAAGCAGUUUGGAGCGGAAUGUAAAUAUCAAUUCCAGGCAUGGGGAGAGUGUGACCUAAACACUGCCUUGAAGACUCGAACUGGAAAUCUAAAGCGAGCCCUACACAAUGCGGACUGCCAGAAGACUGUCACCAUCUCAAAGCCCUGUGGAAAGCUUACCAAACCCAAACCUCAAGAACCCAAGAAAAAGAAAAAAGAAGGCAAGAAACAGGAGAAGACACUGGAAUAAGAAAGCUAUGCCAAGUGGCAUGGGAAUGGGAUUUCCUCGAAUGUAAUCGGUUAACACAAGUUUCAUUGACACCUAGGCAUUUUAUCCAGAAGUUAUUUAUAGCUUAAUUGUACAGUAGGAGGAAAUAAACAUGCAAAUACACUCUCUUUCUUCUUUUAUUUUUUAUUCUAGUACAGCCUCUCCUAAUUUGGCACUCUUCAAUUGGGUAAGAUUACAGUUCCUACCAUUCCCAGUUUGAUGGGUGGGAAUAAUUCACUUUGGAUCCUGCUCUGGGAAAAAGGUGGCAUACAAAUGCAACAAACAAAGAAACAAAUAAUAAAGGAAUUUGUAGUACAGCACAUUUAGAAGGUGCUGGAUCGUGGAAGGCUGCCCUAGUGUUUUCAGUGUAUGCUCUUAACCUUUGUAGAAGUUUGCAGUAAAAGGCAGUAGUGUCAUUUAGAACACAAGGUAAAAAGGUAAAUGGAAAAAGCAUAGCUUCAUUCCCAAAUCCCCAUUCCUUCUUUCAAAGUCCAGUCUUUUAAGGCCUGGGUUUGUAUGCUAAGGACAGGGUUGAUGACCUACAUGGAACUCCCAAGUUGUAUUCUAUCAAGGUUCUAUGAUGUCAUUAUGACCUGUCUAGAUGCUGAACAACUUGGCCAUCCUAUGUGUAAAACAGAUUUUCCCCACCCCUUUUUAUGUUUUUUAUUAGCAAGUGUGGGUCUCUAUCUCCAGACUGUAUCUGCACUGAAAUAACUAACUUGGCUGCAAUUUACACCUUUUAAUAAAACAAUUUAAGGCUCUA